Saimiri boliviensis boliviensis (Bolivian squirrel monkey) is the source of this 2622-nucleotide messenger RNA. It is a transcript of the gene DLGAP5, whose product is annotated as DLG associated protein 5. Lineage: Eukaryota; Metazoa; Chordata; Mammalia; Primates; Cebidae. Gene Ontology annotation, biological process: signaling; chromosome segregation; centrosome localization. Gene Ontology annotation, cellular component: nucleus; spindle pole centrosome; cytoplasm. The record is from RefSeq and is a predicted model, not a curated record. Gene Ontology annotation, molecular function: microtubule binding.
UCCUUACUUUUUGUUUGUUUGAGGUUUCACGCUAGAAGGUGCCUCAGGAUGUCUUCACAUUUUGCCAGUCGACAUAGGAAAGAUUUAAGUACUGAAAUGAUUAGAACUAAAAUUGCUCACAGAAAAUCACUGUCUCAGAAAGAAAGCAGACAUAAGGAAUAUGAACGAAAUAGACACUUUGGUUUGAAAGAUGUAAAUAUUCCAACCUUGGAAAGUAGAAUUCUUGUUGAAUUAGAUGAGACAGCUCAAGAGCUUGUUCCAGAAAAGGCCAAUGUCAAGCCAAAGUCAAUAAAAACUGUUCUGGGUGAUCAACGAAAACAAAUGCUCCAAAAAUACAAAGAAGAAAAGCAACUUCAAAAAUUGAAAGAGCAGAGAGAGAAAGCUAAACGAGGAAUAUUUAAAGUGGGUCGUUAUAGACCUGAUAUGCCUUGUUUUCUUUUAUCGAACCAGAAUGCUGUGAAAGCUGAGCCAAAAAAGGCUAUUCCAUCUUCUGUACGGAUUACAAGGUCAAAGGCCAAAGACCAAAUGGAGCAGGCUAAGAUUGAUAAUGACAGUGAUGUUCAAGCAGUCCGACCUGGUCAAAGACAAACAUCUGAAAAGAAAGUGUCAGACAAAGAGAAAAAAGUUGUGCAACCUGUAAUGCCCACAUCAUUGAGAAUGACUCGAUCAGCUACUGAAGCGGCAAAGCAGGUUCCCAGAACAGUCUCAUCUACCACAGCAAGAAAGCCAGUCACAAGAGCUGCUAAUGACAACAAACCAGAAACAAAGGUGCCAAAUAAAGGAAGACCUGCCAAAAACAUAGAAACAAAACCUGACAAGGGUAUUUCUUGUAAAGUCAAUAGUGAAGAAAAUACUUUGGAUUCACAAACUAAUGCCACAAACGGAAUGGAUCCAGAUGGAAUCUUAUCAAAAAUGGAAAACUUACCUGAGAUACAUUCUGCAAAAAUGAAAGGGAAGAAUUCCUUCGCACCUAAAGAUUUUACAUUUCAGCCACUGGAUGGUCUCAAGACCUAUCAAAUAACACCUAUGACUCCCAGAAGUGCCAAUGCCUUUUUGACACCCGGUUACACCUGGACUCCUUCAAAAACAGAAGUUGAUAAGUCUCAAGAAGCAACAAAAGAAAUUUUGGCACAAAAAUGUAAAACUUACUCUACCAAGACAGUGCAGCAGGAUUCAAAUAAAUUGCAAUGUCCUUUGGGUCCUCUGACUGUUGGGCAUGAAGAACAUGUUUUAAAUAAAAAUGAAGCUACUACUAAAGAUUCAAAUGACCUUCCAAUAAAAGAAGUCUCAUCACUUGAAACAAAUGAAGGUCAAAUAUCUCAGCCCUACCAUGAUGUGCCGUAUUUCAGAAAUAUCCUCCAGUCAGAAACUGAGAAAUUAACUUCACAUUGCCUCGAGUGGGACAGGAAGCUUGACUUGGACAUUCCGGAUGAUGCUAAAGAUCUUAUUCGCACAACAGUUGGGCAAACAAGACUCCUUAUGAAGGAAAGGUUCCAACAGUUUGAAGGACUAAUUAAUGAUUGUGAAUAUAAACGAGGUAUAAAGGAGACUACCUGUACAGAUCUGGAUGGAUUUUGGGAUAUGGUUAGUUUUCAGAUAGAAGAUGUAAUCCACAAAUUCAACAGUCUGACCAAACUUGAGGAAUCUGGGUGGCAAGUCAAUAAUAUUGUGAAUAAUAAUACAAACAAAAGUGUCUUUAGGAAAAAGGUUGUCUCAGGUAUAGAGAGUAAACCAAAACAGGAUGAUACUGGAAGAAUUGCAGCGAGAAAUCGCCUAGCUGCCAUAAAAAAAGCAAUGAGAGAGAGAAUUAAGCAAGAAGAACAUGCAGAGGCAGUGGCCUCUGUAAUACCAAAGGAAAUUGAUAAAAUAGUGUUUGAUGCUGGAUUUUUCAGAGUUGAAAGUCCUGUUAAAUCAUUCCCAGGACCCUCUGUCUCUUCUGAAUGUCCUUCUCAAAGACUUAGAGCACCUAAGUCUGUCAGCAAAGCUGUAUCUCAGAGUAGAAAUGAGGUGGGCCUUCCACAAAAAACUACAUCAUCAGAGAAUGCCGAUUCUCAGAAUACUAAAAGUGAACAUGUGAAGAAGACUUUAUUUUUGAAUAUUCCUGAAAGCAGGAACAGCAUAGUAGAAGAUGCUCAGUGUCCUGGAUUACCAGAUUUAAUUGAAGAAAACCAUGAUGUAAAUAAGACAAACUUGAAGAUGGAUUGUUUACCCAGUGAGAAAAUGAGUUUGCCUCUUGUUGCUGGUAGAGUAGCAGAUGAUAUUAAUACUAACAAAAAAGAAGGAAUUUCAGAUGUUGUGAAAGGAAUGGCAUUGAAUUCUUCAGUUACAUCACAGGAUGUUUUGAUGAGUAGCCCUGAAAAACAUAUAGCUUCACAGAAUAACAUUUUAGAACAAGAGGAAAUGAAAAUUUCUCAGUCAGUACUACUUGAUAAUAAAAGUCUCAUUGAUGAAUGCCACCUUCUUGAUUCACCAGGUCUAAACUGCAGCAACCCAUUUGCUCAACUGGAGAGGAGACAUCAGGAACAUGCCAGACACAUUUCUUUUGGUGGUAACCUGAUUACUUUUUCACCUCUACAACCAGAAGAAUUUUGAAUUUAAAAAUAAAUCCAAACAUUUUCCUUC